Messenger RNA from Harmonia axyridis, 982 nucleotides. RefSeq lists its product as uncharacterized. Lineage: Eukaryota; Metazoa; Arthropoda; Insecta; Coleoptera; Coccinellidae. The transcript is spliced from 4 exons. Bases 54 to 968 code for a protein of 304 amino acids. The record is from RefSeq and is a predicted model, not a curated record.
UUCUUCUCUUUCGUCUUCUCACAACAGUCCAGUGUGAGUUGUGUAGUCAUUGAAUGUGUGCCAUGAAAUUCAUUAUACAGAUAUGUGUCUUCAUUAUAUUCGAACUGGCUUUUUGUUCGAGUAUUUUUGUCGUUAACAAUUCCAUUAGUAUCCUUCCUAUUGACGAUAAUCCUGCCCGCUGGACAGAAGAAGGCAUUUGGGGCCCAAUUUUAGAAGAUUGGGUUUUAGGAUCAAAAAGGGAAAAACGUGUCAUGCGUAUAGACAACAAUGAAAUUAUGAUAGUGAGAAGGAUCGAUUCAGAUGAUAAAGAUAGAAAGGAAAGCAAAAUCUACAAUACCAAAAUUGUGAACAAUAGCAACUAUAAACCUCCUAGACAAGUUUCUGAAACUGACUUGUAUCUAUUGAGUGCCAUAGAAAAAUUGGUUUAUAAAGUGGAUUCAAUGGAGAAGAGACUGAGGAAAGCAGAGGAAAUGCUGUACUACUUCAUGGCUGGAAACAGAAUAGAUCAAGAUCAAUGUCCCGAUAACUUUACUAGAAUCGGCGAGAAUUGUUACUUCUUUGGCAACAAAGCAGGGCGUGAGUAUGACUGGAAAGCUGCUAGCAAACAGUGCAGAAUUCUUAACUCUGUUCUGGCAGAAUUUGAGACGAUCGAAGAAAACCAGGAUAUAAUAUCGUACAUUCAGAACAACGAUUAUUUAAGAGGAAAAGAUUUCUGGACGGGUGGCUUGAACCCUGGUCUACUUUGGAUUUGGAGCAACAGUGCACGACCCGUGUCCUCUGGAAAGAAUCAACAGAAAACAUCUAUUUCUGGAGACGGUCGAUGCCUGAGGAUGGCCUUCAAUCCACAGUUGAGAUCUUACGCCUAUAAGGGAAGCGAUUGUUCAAUCAGAUAUAAUUAUAUCUGCGAAAUAUCCGAGGAUCCGAUUAUGAAUGAGAUUCAAAAACAAGCUAAAUCUAAGGAAAUAUAAAGUCUAUUUAUUUA